Messenger RNA from Exophiala bonariae, 2577 nucleotides. RefSeq names its product MCM DNA helicase complex subunit (gene MCM2). Gene Ontology annotation, molecular function: single-stranded DNA helicase activity; single-stranded DNA binding; 3'-5' DNA helicase activity. Bases 1 to 2577 code for a protein of 858 amino acids. NCBI's taxonomy places the organism in Eukaryota, Fungi, Ascomycota, Eurotiomycetes, Chaetothyriales, Herpotrichiellaceae. The transcript has 4 exons. Gene Ontology annotation, cellular component: MCM complex; nucleus. Gene Ontology annotation, biological process: mitotic DNA replication initiation; DNA replication; double-strand break repair via break-induced replication. The record is from RefSeq and is a predicted model, not a curated record.
AUGUCUGCCGCAAAUAGAGGUCCUACCAAUGCAAGCAGACGCAAGCGUGCCAGAGAUGAUGAAGACGAGAUCAUGUCAUCUUCACCCGCUCCAGCACUCCCCUCCUCACCCCCCUUACUACCAACCAACGAGAAUGAUGAUCUAGAAGACGACUUGGAUGCUGAAGAUGAUCUCAUUGGAGACAUCGAUGAUGCAGACGAGAUGGCAGAAGACGAAGAUGGCAUUGAUCUCUUCGGUGAUAAUUUUAUGAAUGAUGAACGUGAGCGUCGGGAUCAGGAUACCUACCAAGGACGAAUGAUCGAUGAUGAGGGCGAGUAUGAGGAUCUCGAUGCCGCGGCUCGUCGUCAACUUGACGCAAGACUGGACAAGCGCGACCGUGAGCUUGCUGCUCGUCGACGUAUGCCUGCAGCAUUUAUGCCAGAUGACGAUGAAGAUGCUGGCAUCGACUUGACCAAGCAACCCCGAAGACGUCGACACCACUACGAUGAAGAUGAGGACAUGGAUCUGGAUGAAAAUAUUAUGGAAGAAGAACUCUCCCUUGAAACAUUGCAGGAUGUCAAGGCAUCUAAUAUCACGGAGUGGGUCACCAGUCCUCCGGUGAUGAAAACCAUUGCUCGGGAGUUCAAAUCCUUCUUGACCGAGUACAUUGAUGCGAAUGGUACUUCAGUGUAUGGUACUCGCAUUCGAACUCUGGGAGAGGUCAACUCUGAAUCUCUCGAAGUAUCAUACGAUCACCUCUCUUCGACCAAAGCAAUCUUAGCAUACUUCUUGGCAAAUGCCCCGGCCGAGAUGCUCAAGAUCUUCGACAAGGCUGCCUUCGAAGUAGUUCGCCUUCAUUAUCCAAACUAUGAAUUAAUUCAUCCGGAGAUUCAUGUUCGUAUCUCGGAUCUUCCUGUCCAGUACACUCUCCGCCAGCUUCGACAAUCCCAUCUGAACUGCCUAGUUCGUGUCUCGGGUGUUGUCACCAGACGAACAGGUGUGUUUCCACAACUGCAGAUGGUCAAAUUCACCUGCAACAAGUGUGGUGUCACUCUUGGUCCUUUCGCUCAGGAGUCAACAUCCUCAGAGGUCAAGUUGACAUUCUGUCAAAAUUGUCAGUCACGAGGACCCUUCACACUCAAUAGUGAAAAGACGGUCUAUCGCAAUUACCAAAAGUUGACACUACAAGAAUCGCCGGGGACAGUUCCCGCUGGAAGGCUCCCUCGACACAGAGAAGUUGUCCUGCUGGCAGACUUGAUUGACAAGGCUAAGCCAGGCGAGGAAAUCGAGGUUACAGCUAUCUACCGCAAUAAUUACAGUGGACAACUUAAUAACAAAAAUGGCUUCCCUGUUUUCGCAACAAUGCUGGAAGCAAAUCAUAUCAUCAAAACCCAUGAUCAAUUGGCAGGCUUCCGACUGACUGAAGAAGAUGAGAGGCAAAUCAGGGCGCUCUCCAAGGAUCCAAAAAUUGUGGACAAGAUCAUAAGCUCGAUCGCCCCUUCAAUUUAUGGUCAUGAGGACAUCAAAACUGCAGUUGCCCUCUCACUGUUUGGUGGUGUCGGCAAGGAGGCUCAAGGCAGGCACAAAAUCCGUGGUGAUAUCAACGUUCUUCUCCUGGGAGAUCCGGGUACUGCGAAGUCGCAGGUAUUGAAAUACGUUGAGAAGACUGCUCAUCGCGCGGUUUUUGCCACUGGCCAGGGAGCAUCCGCUGUCGGUCUGACGGCUUCUGUUCGCCGAGACCCAUUGACCGCAGAGUGGACUCUUGAAGGUGGCGCUCUGGUGCUUGCAGACCGGGGCACCUGCCUUAUCGACGAAUUCGACAAGAUGAAUGAUCAAGAUCGGACAUCGAUUCACGAAGCCAUGGAGCAACAGACGAUCUCCAUCAGUAAGGCCGGAAUCGUCACAACACUCCAGGCCAGAUGUGCCAUUGUCGCCGCAGCUAAUCCUCAAGGAGGACGAUACAAUAGCACCGUUCCUUUCAGUCAGAACGUCGAAUUGACAGAACCAAUCUUGUCACGUUUCGAUAUCUUGUGCGUAGUCAGGGACACUGUCGAUCCCAACGAAGACGAAAGACUCGCAAAGUUCGUCGUCAACAGUCACGGCAGAGCGCAUCCCUCCAAGAUUGGUGUGGACGCCGGAGAUGCAGCAGCUAUGGAUACAGAGGAUACCAACGAUGUCAACAACGGGGAGCCACAACAGGAAGGUGCCAUUCCUCAAGAAUUACUACGCAAAUACAUCCUUUACGCCCGGGAGAAGUGCAAACCAAAGCUUUAUCAGAUUGAUCAAGACAAAGUUGCAAGAUUAUUCGCCGAUAUGCGCAGGGAGUCUCUUGCCACAGGUGCAUAUCCCAUCACGGUCCGACAUCUUGAGGCCAUCAUGAGAAUUGCCGAGGCUUUCUGCAAGAUGCGACUAUCGGACUUCUGCAGUUCUCAGGAUGUCGAUCGUGCCAUUGCUGUGACAGUUGACUCUUUUGUGGGAAGCCAAAAACUCAGCUGCAAGAAGGCGCUUGCACGAACUUUUGCCAAAUACACAUUGAAGCGGCCGGACCGCCAGAGAAUUCGGGCAGCAAGAACUGGAGCAACUGGAGUUCAAGCCUAG